AUGGGUGAAUUUAUUGUGGCUCCUGGCGAAAAAGCACUCACUUCAUUAGGUGACAGCAAUCCUGCUCCCUCCGACUACAGCCCAAAAGUUGAUCUAACGCAACAAUCAACUGCGCAUUAUUCAAUGGCACGAAGGUACACAACACAGAAAAGUGCUUACAAUGUUGGUCCAGCCGACUACAACACCCUCUGUGACAUUGGUAAAGGUCAUAGGAUGACAUUGAAAGAAAAGGGAAAGAUGAUGGCAUUCGGUAUCAGAGAAGACCAAAUGAAUGGAAGCGUUGGCCCUGCCGGGUAUAAUGUCACUUACAAGGACACCGGCACGACGGGACCAAGGUUAAGCAUGUCCCGCAGACACUCGGAAGGCAUCAAUACUGGUCCGCCCAAUUCUCUCGUUCAACCGGUCGAUACCAUCGGUAAGCAUUAA
Molecule: messenger RNA, 426 nt
Organism: Lineus longissimus
Lineage: Eukaryota; Metazoa; Nemertea; Pilidiophora; Heteronemertea; Lineidae
Exons: 4
Coding region: 1-426 (141 amino acids)
Source: RefSeq, a predicted model, not a curated record